AUGACGUCCGCAGCUUCUGCCUUGCAGGCCCUAGAUCCAAACGUGCAGAUCAGCAAGAACACAGAUUCAGACAAAUUUGCAGCUGACAAUCAAGCCAAGCUCGUCUUCGCUGCAUCGCCCAGUGAUUCUGACCUUGCUACGAGCCCUAGCGCAGGUGCUCCAACGGCCGCGACCAAAAAGCGUGGUGCCAAUCCUUUCCGUGGCCUGGUCAUGUGGCGGCGCAAGUCAGAGGCAGCCACAGCCAAAGUGGAUGAGCCAGAGAAGACGGAAGAGGCCAUGCCGAAGCACGACGCCCAGAAUUCCGUGGAGGAGGAGCGCAAGAAUGAUGGAGAUGUACAGGCCAUUCCCUUUCCUCCAGCAGCGCCGCGCGCCGUUCGGCGAGUCUCGUUCAGCCCGUCGGUCGAGGAAGCAGCAGCAGAUCGAGAGCUUGAGAGCUCUUCGGAAAAAGCCAGAGCUGCUCGAAAGGCUGCAAAGAUCGAAAAAGCACAGCGAAAGGUCGCAAAGCGUGCCAAGAGGGAAGAAGCAAAGGCACGAAAGGAGGAGCAGGAGAAGCUGACCAAGGGUGAGGAGAGCCCCCUUGGCAUUCCCAAACGUAGCGCAAGCGCCGAGCUGAAGGAAGAGUCGGCGAGCUCCAAGGACUCCAAGCAUGCUGUACAAGACAACGAGAGCGCUACGCGUGGCCGAAAUAUCAAGGGCAGGCAAAGGCGCACAUCGUCCUUCAGCAUGGACCGUGCCGGCAUUCACCUUGCUCCCCAGCCAAACCUGGGUGCAGAUGCCCCCAGCAAGGAUGCAAAGUCAAAGCCGGCCCGGCCUCGGACGUCCAAACAGGCAGCUUUGUGUGCCAGACACGCUCGAGCGCUCGAGAAGGUCAUCAUGGCUACAGCUGCGCCCGAAGCGCCGCACAAAUCAUCGAACAAAGGCACUAGCGCUGUCGACGCCAAACAGAUGCGAGCUCUGAAGCGCGCUUUGCUGGAUCAGCACCUCGCCAACGGAAUCAUCGGCGAGCUGCGCGCAAUGCAUCUGCCAGGUACUGGAGGCGUUGGCCUUCCUUCAGAACGUAUCAUCACCGGCGAUGCAGACCUGUUGGGUGGAGGGGAUGCCGGCAAGUCGGGCAGUCCCGCCAAGGAGAUGACGGAAGCAUUGGCAUCUCGAUCGCCUGCACUUGCAGCCCUCGAAAGGGUUGCGAGCGCUCACGAAGAAGCUCGAGAGCAGCAAAGUUCGGAUGUCCAAGCCGCGCCAAAGGCCUCUCCCACUCCUGCUCCAGGUGCCAUCGCGCGUUUUCGUAGACGCCUAUCGUCUUCCGGCACGCGACCGGCAACAGCAUACAAAGCAGCGCUGCACGCUGUCCAGAAGGAUCACGAGCAUUUGGCGGUGAAAGAGACUUCCGACAAAACCACAGCAAAGCACCCGGUCAAGGCGGUGUGGCUCGAUUGCCCGGAGUGUGAGGCGGCAGAACGUCAUGCCACCGCCGUGACAUCUCCUCCGGCAGCAGUCGAGUCGCCUGCUGAGCCCCAGAUGGACGAAGGAAGCAAGAGCUUGGCUGCGACUGGCCUAGCUAUCUGGGGAGCACGGCUUUGGUUUGCUAGUGCUACUCCAAGCGACGAAAAACCAGCAGAAGCUGAGCAGGACGCAAAGACAGCCUCGGCCACUGAAGCGUUGUCGAAGGAGCCAAAUGCUGAGACAGCUGCUGAGAACAGGACCGUAGAUUCGGAUCCUAGGAUUUUGCUGUCUGGUGGGCUCUUAUCAGGCGUCUCGCCCGUUUCUCUCUUGCUUUCGCCCGGGCCCACGGCUAUCAAUGCAGCCGGUCGCGCGAGCGGAGCUUUCGAUGCGCUGGGUGCAAUGACGGCAGCUGCUGUCAGAGCUGACGCGGGCGGGAUCGAUGCCAUGGGACAAGUCCGACCACCAUUGGAUCGAUGCGCCAUUUUUGUGCAUUGGUGGGGAUUCGAGAUCACCAUGCCUCCACCCACGAUGAACUACCUAUCUACUGCCCAUUCCAUCUCUGGAGCCUUCUUGAGCUUCUUGCAGACCAUGGUGGUCUCUGGGGGUGUCCCAGAAUUGCUGCCCUUUGUCAAAUACAUUUCCCAAUUCGUGGAGAUGGAGUUCUCGGCCAUCAAGAGUCAGAAUCGAGGAGAUGGAGUCAUCGUCGCUGCUACCUUCCUCAUGCCCUUUGCCCUCGUCCCGCGUCCUUGGGACUACUCUACCGAACGUCUACGACUUCCAGUCCCUACACAGCCUGGUGUCACGCCAGUUCCAGCACCUCCUUCGGCACCCAAACGGACCUCAUCUGCACCUACCCACCCCCUGCCUCUGUCCGCCUUCCCCGUAGUGUCGUCUCAAGAAGCGGCCUUCGCGGCGCCUCCGGCAUUUCCUGGACGUCGAGGCUCCCCUUCACCUACAAAAAGAUCGCCUUCACCCUCGAGAAGGUCGGACUCGGCUGUGCUUGCUGCCUCCAAGGAGGGCCUCACCCCACCCGCCACCCCCAGAGCGUCCUUUCAGCUUCCGCCAGGACUCAAGCUAGACGCGCUAGCUGAACUGCCCGAGGGAAGCAUUCGGAUCCCAGCAAAGGCUUGA
Messenger RNA from Ceraceosorus bombacis, 2571 nucleotides. Lineage: Eukaryota; Fungi; Basidiomycota; Exobasidiomycetes; Ceraceosorales; Ceraceosoraceae. The record is from the annotation of a GenBank genome assembly.